Lachancea thermotolerans CBS 6340 is the source of this 240-nucleotide messenger RNA. RefSeq names its product KLTH0G18260p. The record is from RefSeq and is a predicted model, not a curated record. The transcript has a single exon. Bases 1 to 240 code for a protein of 79 amino acids. NCBI's taxonomy places the organism in Eukaryota, Fungi, Ascomycota, Saccharomycetes, Saccharomycetales, Saccharomycetaceae.
AUGACUGAAGCCUCCGCACACAAGCGGUCUCCAACGACCCCGUCAACUCCCGGAAUUUGGAACGAUGCAAGAGCCAAAAAGCUGAAGAGCGCCGCUACCCAGUCCCCAACCAAGCCCCGCCGGAGUAGAGACGCAACAGUGGAAGAAUUAACAAGGCAACAGCUCAUCAACUCUAGAGAGCUCCAGCGCGUAAAUGGGUUGGUGAGGUUCCUUGAGCUAGAAAGAAAGUUUCAAACCUAA